Molecule: messenger RNA, 936 nt
Organism: Piliocolobus tephrosceles (Ugandan red Colobus)
Lineage: Eukaryota; Metazoa; Chordata; Mammalia; Primates; Cercopithecidae
Gene: OR2H2
Product: olfactory receptor family 2 subfamily H member 2
Biological process (GO): G protein-coupled receptor signaling pathway
Cellular component (GO): membrane
Molecular function (GO): G protein-coupled receptor activity; olfactory receptor activity
Source: RefSeq, a predicted model, not a curated record
AUGGUUAACCAAAGCUCCCCCAUGGGCUUCCUCCUUCUGGGCUUCUCUGAACACCCAGCACUGGAAAGGACUCUCUUCAUGGUUGUCUCCACUUCCUACCUCCUAACCCUGGUGGGCAACACACUCAUCAUCCUGCUAUCUGUGCUGGACCCCAGGCUCCACUCCCCAAUGUACUUUUUCCUCUCCAACCUCUCCUUCUUGGACCUCUGCUUCACCACGAGUUGUGUCCCCCAGAUGCUGAUUAACCUCUGGGGCCCAAAGAAGACCAUCAGCUUCCUGGGCUGCUCUGUUCAGCUCUUCAUCUUCCUGUCCCUGGGGACCACUGAGUGCAUCCUCUUGACAGUGAUGGCUUUUGAUCGCUACGUGGCUGUCUGCCAGCCUCUCCACUAUGCCACCAUCAUCCACCCCCGCCUGUGCUGGCAGCUGGCAUCUGUGGCCUGGGUCAUUGGGCUGGUGGAAUCAGUGGUCCAGAUACCAUCCACCCUGCGCCUGCCCUUCUGCCCCCAUCGGCAGGUGGAUGAUUUUGUCUGUGAGGUCCCAGCUCUAAUUCGACUAUCCUGUGGGGACACCUCCUACAAUGAGAUCCUGGCUGUUGCCAGUGCCUUCAUCUUGGUUGUGCCUCUCAGCCUCAUCUUUGUCUCUUAUGGAGCCAUUACCCGGGCAGUGUUGAGGAUUAACUCUGCAAAAGGGCGGAGGAAAGCUUUUGGGACCUGCUCCUCUCAUCUCACUGUGGUCACCCUCUUCUACAGCUCAGUCAUUGCUGUUUACCUCCAGCCCAAAAAUCCCUAUGCCCAAGAGAGGGGGAAGUUCUUUAGUCUCUUCUAUGCAGUGGGCACUCCUUUACUUAACCCUCUCGUCUACACCCUGAGGAACAAGGAGGUAACCAGGGCAUUCAGGAGAUUGCUGGGGAAGGAAAUGGGGCCCACACAAAUCUAA